Molecule: messenger RNA, 3701 nt
Organism: Formica exsecta
Lineage: Eukaryota; Metazoa; Arthropoda; Insecta; Hymenoptera; Formicidae
Gene: PPP1R15
Exons: 4
Coding region: 351-1739 (462 amino acids)
Biological process (GO): response to endoplasmic reticulum stress
Cellular component (GO): protein phosphatase type 1 complex; endoplasmic reticulum
Molecular function (GO): protein phosphatase regulator activity
Source: RefSeq, a predicted model, not a curated record
AUUGCAUAUUGCACUACACUACGCUUGAGAAGACCAUUCUGUAGUUGAAGAUGGCCGCUUAAAAUACUCGUCAACAUGCCUGCUGCAAAAAUGUAUCCGACUGCGAUAGAAAUCCUCGACGCUGCUGCGAAAUCGACACGAAUUAUAACGACAGCAAAUAAGGAUUUAAAUAACAACGUUUUAUUUACGUGUGAGGAUUGUGAUUUCACGAAGAAUUCGCCGUCGUGUUGCGAACAAUAUCUACUACGUGAUCACAUUCGUCACGUUUGCGAGUAUUGUAUUUCUCCUUACAAAGACUUUAUAAGAAGACGGAGAAGUAGUGGUGGAAUACCAAUCUGUUGAGUAAGGAUAUGCCAGGGAUUUAUGUACAUCUUGGAUCUCUGCAUCUAGACUUCUCUAGCAAGUUUGCCUCGUAUUUAUCAGCAGUCUCUUCUUGUGAAUCCAAUAUACAUUCUUCACAACACAUAGAGAUGCAUUCUGUAGGCACAAUGGAAAGAAUAUAUACUAUGAAUCAUAUUUUACGUGGAAAAAACAAUACAACAUCUAUGCAAGAUGGUGCUUUGCUCGUAAAGCGGACUAGUCCUGUAAUAUUUAGUUCUUCCGAUGUAACGCCUACAAAACGAAAGCCGCAAACGCUCGAGAAUCAGGAAACAAUAAAACACCCGACCAGUUAUGUAAUCGAUCCUUCGAUAAAGAGUAACAGAGAUUGUAACACGAAAACAUUUGAUAUAGAGGAAAGUCUAUCUCAGUCGGUGAGCUCUGUCGAUUCUGAAGAUAAUUUUGUAGUUUUCGAAGCUAGCGAUAAUGAAUCACCGAAACAGGAGGCGGCGGAGUACUCGACCGGAAUGCAUUAUACUCUUAAUUCGAUGAAGAUUAAUGAGGAUUGUAACAGUGAAAUAUAUAAUACGCAUGAUAAUCUAUUCCGAUUGCGAUUAUUGUCAGAGUGUUCUGUCGAUUCCGAAGAUAGUUUUAUAAUUUUCGGAGAUACCGGAAAUGAAUCUCUCAAGAAGCAGGAAGCAAUGAAAUAUCCGACUAGAGUACGUUAUGUAGUUGAUCCUUUAACGAAGAUCAAUAGCAAUUACCGCAAGGAUUGUAAUAGCGAAACGUAUAAUGCGCUAAAAGAUACAUUACGACCGCGGUUAUUGUCGGAAAGUUCCUCCGCCGAUUCGGAAGAUAGUUUUAUAGUUUUUGAAGACAGCGACGACGAAUUGCCAAAGCAAGAAGCAACAGAAGACUCAAUAUAUGAUAUAUUUGAUUCUUCGACGAAAAUCAAUAAUGAUCACUGCAAAAAUUAUAAUAACAAAAGAUAUAUGCACGAAGAUUUGGUCCAAUUCUCAGAAAGUGCCGAAGAUACUGAUGAUAGUUUCUGCAUAGUAUUCAACACUGAAUUGGAACAGAACUGUGCGAUCGACAACUUUAGCUAUAUUAAAACGAACAUCUCUACUUCCAUGCAAGACAACUCAAUAGAGGAUGAAACGAUGAUUGAAAACGAUGAAGACAGCGAGGAAUCAACAGUACAAACAAAGAAGGUGAGCUUUGCUCCAACUCCAAUCAUUCACAUCAUGGUAACAUGGAAUUAUGCAUAUCGAGCAGCUCGGAAAGGUCAAUGGGAAGAAAUGGCACGGGAUAGUGAAAGAUUUAAAGGACGUAUAAAUUCCAUUGCGGCUGUCCUUAAUCCAAUUUUAACAAGUAAACAUCGCUCUAAAGUUUGGCAAGAACGAUUCGCUUUUCAAGAGUAACUUGUACUUUUAACAGUAUAAAGUAAUUUGUAAUAGGGAAAAAAGAAGAAAAGGAGAGAAAGAGAGACCCAAAGAGGAUAAUUGUAUCAGGUAUCGCAUUAAGUAAUGUAAUUAUAUUCUAAUGUAAUGUAUGAUACAAUUUUUUUCUUAACAUAUAUGUAUCUCUUUUUUUCUCGCUUUCUCUACAUUCUCUACUAUAAAUGAUCUCUUACACUGUUAAAUAGAUGUAAUAAAUUUAAAAUAUAUAGGAAAUAAUGCAUAAUUAGAUAAUAAUUUAUAUUGUUUAAGUAGUAGUAUAAGAUAAAAGUAAGAUUAAUAUUUUCGAAAUGCAGAAAAUGGCUGUGAACAUUAUUACAAAGAAAUCGUUUUUAGUGUAUGGCUGAGAUAUAUAGUAUGUCCAAUAUAUGAUGUUUUUUUAAUUUUAAUAAAUCAAAAUAAUCAUGCUAUCAAUUUUAUAAUAUUAAUUUUUUCAUUUAGAAAUUUUCUAGCAGCUUUAUUCAAAAUAGAACUUAAUAGAAAAAUGUGCACAAAUCUUUCUAAUCCGAUAAAAAUGCUACUUUUUGUGAUGUUGUCAUGAUUACAUCAAGAAUUUUAUCUUUUAGUUCUAAUGACAUAUAACUUUAAACUUUUAGCGCAAUUGAGUAUGCGAUAUAUACAAACAACAGUAUAUUUAAAACAUAUAUUGGACGAGUUACUAAAUAUUUUCAAUUAUCUAUCAAGUUCUUAAUAGAUUAUAUAGCAUGUAUCAAUUACAAAAUAAUUAUACAUAUUUCUCUGCCAUUGUUUAAAAAUAAACAUUGUAUAAUAGUUGUAAUAUAAAAAUUCCAAAAACACGUUCAUAUUUUUUCAUAACAAUAAAACGUGCAACAUCUAUACUCUAAAAACUUUGCAUUGCAAAUAGAAGGUACUUUAAGAAUUCAUGUUCACACGCAUUUCCAAACUUUUGGAAUUAUCAUUUUCUGUUAUAUUAUGUCUCUUGUAACUUCGUUUUUUUCUAAUAUUGACGUGCAUAUAUAAGAAUUGAGUGCAUUCAUUUUAAAAACGGCAAAAAAAUUAAUGAAAAUUAUAGUAAAAUAUAUAUAUAUAAUGAAGGAGGAAAGAAAAAUUAAAUAAAAAAUAUUAUUUAAUGUCUUUUGUUAAGUGUGAAAUAUAAUUCUGGAUCUGUAUUUUAUCAUACAUUCUGUUCCUUUUUUUCAUUCGAUAAUCUAUGGAAAUAACUGAAUUAGAUAACAGAGCUAUUAUAUUUUACAGACAAAUUUUUGAAAUACAUUUCCGUGUAUAAUGUGUGAUGAUUGUUGUUUAAGGCCCGGUUGCACCAAUGUUUUGGCUUUAAGCGAGACUUAAAAUUUCUGGCAAUAACCAAUAUUAUUUGGCUUUUGGCUUUAGGCUUUAGACUAUAAUUUAAUCGUUGAUUAACUUAUUAUUUAAAACCAAAAGUUAAAUAACAUUUGUUAUUGCCAAAAGUUUUGAGUCUCGUUUAAAGCCAAAAUAACAUCAAGAGAUACAGUAGUGUCUCGCGCCAAAUUGAUGUAACCAGACUUAAAUGGAAUAAUAUAGAAACCAGAACUAUUAUUCGAUGGAAUUUAUGUUGCAUAUAUUUUAGACCCCGAAAACAUUUACAAAAUUCCAUUAAUGUAAUUAUUUUUUGUAUAAUAGUAUAUUGACUAGAUCACUUUGAAUCAUAGUCAUCAAUGUACAUUAUGUAACAAUGUAUAUAUAAUGUCAUAUACACACAUAAGUUUAUGUAUAUAAUUUGUAUGUAGCGAGUUGCGAAAUUAUCGAUGGACAAAUUUUAAAACGACAGGGCCUAUCAGAAAUGUCACAGUAAAUUUAUUUGUGUUUGUAUACAUACAUACAUUCUCACACACAUACACAUUAGCUUUGGUAUCUUAGAUGUAAUAAAAUUAGUAUAGAGAGAAGAAAGACGAUUUUAUCACGAAUAAAGAGAUUUCGUGACAAAUA